AUGUCGCUCGCCGUGAAUGAGCAGCAGCAGGCCGCCGCGCCCGUCGAGGCCGAGCGCCGCCUCUCGCACACGGCGCACUCCGACGACGCCUCGUCGCUCGAGAAGCAGGCCGGCGUGCAGACGGCCGAGGCGGUGAGCCGCAUCGCCGGCUGGAAGGUGUACGUCAUGUGGGUCGGCAUCUUCCUCGUCUCCUACGUCAACGGCCUCGACAACAACACCAUGUACGCCUACACGCAGGCCGCCGCGAGCGAGUUCAACUCCUACCAGCUCUACACGGCGCUGCAGACGAUGCAGAUCGUCAUCAUCGCCACGGGCAAGUUUCCCAUCGCCAAGUUCUCCGACAUCUUCGGCCGCGCCGAGGGCUACAUGCUCGCCCUCUUCCUCUACGUGCUCGGCUUCAUCAUCGUCGCCGCGUCGCACGGCUUUGCCACGCUCAUGGCCGGCGUCGUCUUCUACGCCUUCGGCUCGACGGGCGUGCAGAUCAUGAACCAGACGCUCCUCGCCGACACGGUCACGACGCAGUGGCGCGGCUUUGCCAUCGGCAUCGUGUCGCUGCCGUACGUCAUCAACUUUGCCGUCGCGCCGCGCAUUGUCAACCAGCUGGCGCCGUUUGCCAACCCCGUGCACUGGCGCUGGGGUCCGGGCUCCUUCGCCAUCGUCGUGCCCGUCGCCUGCGCGCCCGUCAUCCUGGCGCUCUACCUGACGCAGCGCAAGGCCAAGCGCGAGGGCCUGGCCAGGCCGCGCCCGUACUUUGCCAAGGGCAGCUACGCCAACAAGUCGGCCGGCCAGAAGGUGGCCUCCGUCUUCUCCGAGCUCGGCCGCGCCGCGCAGGACUUUGACCUGCUCGGCCUCUUCAUCCUCGCCGCCUCGUUCGUGCUCGUACUCCUCGCCAUCAACCUGGCCGGCCUCGCCAACGACGGCUGGCAGGCGUCGCACAUCAUCGCCAUGCUCGUCGUCGGCGGCAGCCUGCUCAUCAUCCUCGGCCUCUACGAGUGGCUGCUGGCCCCGCGCCCCGUCAUCCGCCGCGAGUUCUUCCUCAACAAGAACGUCUGCCUCGCCGCCUUCUUCAUCGGCCUGUUCGACUUCGCUGCCUUCUACCUGGCCUGGGUCCCCGCGUACACCUGGGUGCAGAUCACGUUUGACUGGAACAGCUCGGAUGCCACGUACUUCUCCAACACGCAGAGCCUGUGCCUCGUCGUCUUCGGCAUCAUGGCCGGCGCCAUUGCCGCGGCGACGAAGCGCUUCAAGUGGCUGCUUGUCUUCGGCUGCUGCAUCCGCCUGCUGGGACUCGGCCUCAUGAUCCGCUACCGCGACGCCGCCUCGUCGACGGUGCAGGUCGUCUUCCCGCAGGUGCUGCAGGGCCUCGGCGGCGGCUUCAUGGGCAUCCUGCUGCAGGUCGGCGCCCAGGUGUCGGUCAAGCACCAGGACGUCGCCAUCGUCACGGCCUUCGUCCUGCUCUGGACGGAGAUCGGCGGCGCGUGCGGCACGGCCAUCCUCGGCUCGCUGCAGAACCACGUGCUGCAGGAGCGCCUCACGCGCUACCUCGCCCCCGUCGGCGCCACGCCGGCGCAGAUCUCGGCCGCCUUCAUUGCGCCGUCGGGCAUCUUUGCCGAGUGGCCGCUCGGCUCGCCGCAGCGUGCGGCCCUCAUCCAGGCGUGGGCCGACUACGUGCACAUUGCCCUGAUCGUCGCCUGCGCGCUCUCGGCCGUGCCCAUCGUCGCGGCAUGCCUGCUCACCGACUACAAGCUCGGCAACACGCAGAACUGCGUCAGUGACGAGCCGUCGACGGGCUCGGCGCCGAUCCGCCAGGACAGCAAUGAGGAUCUCGACCGCAAGGUCCGCGUCUAG
Molecule: messenger RNA, 1848 nt
Organism: Tilletiopsis washingtonensis
Lineage: Eukaryota; Fungi; Basidiomycota; Exobasidiomycetes; Entylomatales
Product: MFS general substrate transporter
Exons: 5
Coding region: 1-1848 (615 amino acids)
Biological process (GO): transmembrane transport
Molecular function (GO): transmembrane transporter activity
Source: RefSeq, a predicted model, not a curated record